Molecule: messenger RNA, 3706 nt
Organism: Pteropus alecto (black flying fox)
Lineage: Eukaryota; Metazoa; Chordata; Mammalia; Chiroptera; Pteropodidae
Gene: IFNAR2
Product: interferon alpha and beta receptor subunit 2
Exons: 9
Coding region: 604-2232 (542 amino acids)
Molecular function (GO): protein binding; interleukin-22 receptor activity
Source: RefSeq, a predicted model, not a curated record
CUUGGGGGUCUUCAGCCCGUUCUCCAAGAGAGCACCCCGAAUUAACCUUCCCCUGUGCCCGUGCGGGAGAGGGUCAGAGGGGCACCCGGGGCUGGAGCGUACCUACGGCCUUCCACAUCCUUCGCGUGGAAGCUAGAGAGGGCAAGGGGACAUCGUCGAGGAGACAAGCUGAGCGGACCCCGCUCCAGGGUCGAGAGGGAAUGAGGAACUGGGUGCGAAUGGAAGCUUGCGCUUCAACUCCGAGCAGAUCGACCAGUUAAACCCAGUUAAACCCUGUUGCGAGUUCUAUCCAUCAAACAACUUAGGUGUCUAGCGAUGGCUUUACUGAGAAACUCUAGAUAUCCGGUCUUCUUUUUAUUUUUUUCUUUUAAUAUUUCUUUGUUUUUGUUUGGCGAGAGGUUUUAGAAACUAAAAUGACAUGUCCAAGGGUCAUAUCUGAGCAGGACGAGGUGGGAUGAGCAGAGGCAGGCGCCCACCCCUCCACCUGCAGGCGGUCAGCUUCGCACCUGAUGAGAUCUCUAGGUCCCCACCCCUCCGCCCCGAAUCUUCUCCCCGACGCCCCGCGCCCCGCACAUCUGUGGAAAGGGAAGCGAGCUAGGCCUUAUGAAAAUCAGCUCCGAAGAAAACAUCCGAUGUGACCGUCAAGAAAGGACUUAUAAAAUAACAAAGAUGCUUUUGAGCCAGAAUGCCUCUUUGAUUAGACCACUUAAUUUGUAUCUCAUGGUGUACAUUAGCCUCGUGUUUGGUACUUUGCAAGCUUUGCCUGAUGUUUCAGAUGAGCCUUGCAUUUUCGAGAUAACGUUAAGAAAUUUCCGGACAAUUUUAUCGUGGAAAUUAAAAGACCACUCCAUUGUACCAACUCACUAUACAUUACAGUAUGCAAUCAUGAGUGGACCAGAAGAUGUCAUUACUGUGAAGGACUGUACCAAUAUCACAAGGUCAUUCUGUGACCUGACAGAUGCGUGGGUGAACAUGUCUGAGACGUACACUCCCAGAGUAGUCGGACACCGAGGGAACAGGACGCUGGUCGACUGUGAGGGCAGCUUAUUCCCGUUAAUGGAUAUGCCUUUGGAACCGCCAAAUUUUGAGAUUGCUGGUUUCACCGACCACAUUAAUGUGACAGUGGAGUUUCCACCCGUCCUGCCCAAGAUAGUGUAUAGCGAAGGAUCAUCGUUUUACUUGUCACUUGUCAUCGAAGAGAAGUCAGGGAACAUUGUUAAGAAGCAUAAACCCAAAAUCAAUGCAGACAUCGCUGGGAAUUUCAUUUAUGUCAUCAAUGAGCUAAUUCCAAACACAAACUACUGUAUAUCUGUUUAUUUUGAGCCUUCCAAUCUGGGAACAAUAAAUAGAUCGCCUGUAAAAUGUACCCGUCUUCAACCCGAACAGGAAUCAGAGCCAUCAGAAUCUGCCAAAAUAGGAGCAUUGAUUACUCUGUUUUUGAUAGCAGCUGUCAUCAUGAGCACCAUAGUAACACUGAAACGGAUCGGUUAUAUAUGCUUAAGAAAUGAGUUCCCCAAAAUGUUGAAGUUUGAUAACUUCUCAGCCUGGAUAUUUCCUGAGCUGCCACCGUUGGAACUGGUAACCGUGUUGGAGGUCAUUCCCAUCAACAGAAAGAAGAAAGUAUGGGAUUAUAACUAUGAUGAAAGUGACAGCGAUGACGAAGCAGCCACCCGAACAAGUGCAGGAGGCUAUACCAUGCACGGACUAACAGGCAGGACUCUGUGUCCGGCCUCCACCUCUUCUGCCACCUUGGAGGGCUGCAGCGACCCAGACGCCCCAGACACCCCAGACGCCGAGGAAACUGACUCGCCCGAGCCUGAGGCUGAAUCUGAGUCUCUGAUGGCACCAGGACCUGAGUCAGAAUGCACAUGUGAGAAUGCCUACGAGAGGAGAGAGACUGUGCUGACGGACCUCUUUUCAGAGGAGGACAGCAGCUCCACUAAGGGAUCCAGGGACAAAACUAUCUUCAAUGUGGAUUUAAAUUCUGUGUUUAUGAGGGUCCUCGACGACGACUCAGAAGUCCCUCCAGUGUUAUCUCUUCCAGAAGAGACAGUCGACCUAGAGGAUCCCGAAGAAAUGGAAACAAGCCUUCUGGUGGCCAGUGGAGAAGGGUCACAACCAUCCUUCCCCAGCCCCUCUGUGGAGUCCAGGUGGCGUGAAGAUACUCCUUCUGAAAAAAGUGACACUUCCAAGUCUGAUGUUGACACUGGGGAUGGUUAUAUAAUGAGAUGAUUCCCAAAAUAUUGAAUUAACUUGGACUGACGGAUACCUCCAGGGUUAUCUUUCCUGUACCCUCACCCGCUCCUGCGGUCUGCAGGUGUUCUCUGGGGGAAGGACUUGGAGACCGCAGAGUCGGCCCCAUUUUUCCUGAUGACAUCACCUGUGCGAAUUCCCAGUAUGGGGGAAGGAGAGGCGGGAGGGACACCUAGGAUCAGUAUAAUUCUGUGCAUUGUUUACCUGUUCGAAGUGGUAGGCUUUGAAGGGAAAAAGGCCCUGCCCCCAUGUUCAUGCAUUUAGAAUGUUUCUGCCUCAUGUUUCCCAGUGUAAGGAGCAAGGUUCCCUGUGGUUUUCAGGGGUGCAGUGGGGAGGCAAAGGGGAGACACUUAACCGGGUUCACAGCAGGAGCAGUCAGCAGUGUUUUCCACAGGCUCAGGGGAAGAACAGGAAAACAGGCGGAAAAAGAGGUGGGAGGGCAGACCACACAAGGGAGAAGAGGGGGCUCCCCGAGAAUGGAAGCACAUAUUCCAAGUUGGAAGUAAGGAAGGUCCAGCCAAGUCUCGGGCACCUCACAGAUGACAUAUUCUGUCACCUACACUCUGAGACUUUGACUCUCUGCCUCUCGUCCAGCCCUCCUCAAUCUGAGACAGACUUUCACACAGAAAUAACUCCAGUGUCAGGCAGGUCCUUAACCGAGGAAACAAACAUUUGCAUGAGGGAGGGGGAUAGAAUCUCAGUGCCAUAUUUUAAGAUUUUUUUUUUAAAAAAGCAAGUGAGGAAACAUGCAAAAGUUCUUCAAGGUCUUCAGAAGAAAUAAGGCAUAAAAUUCCUACAGGUCACCUUUAACGAUGUCAGAAGUCCUGUGUGUGCUGACGCCACAUGUCCUAGGUGUGACUACAGUCCCUGUGAAUGGGGAGGCGGGGAGGGGGUUCUAGAAUAACAGUAGCCGACAGUGCAAAGGACUGGGACUCAGAGGCAUGACGGCCACCGUUUCACUGUGUGACCAUGAGAACUUUGCUUCGUCAGUCUGAGCCUCAGCCUUUUUCCCUUGUGAAAUAAGAAGGUGGGCGUAGGUAAUCUCUAAGAUACGGUGAUGCUAGGAGAAAUAUUAGAAAAUACAGAGGAAUAAAGGGAUAAAUAUUAGAAAAUACAGGAGCAGGGUGCUCUGACCUUCCUUCUGAAUCUAUGCAAAAGGGGAAAAACAAAAAUUAGAUGAGUCCUAGUGCAAGAACUUCUGAUAAUUUUUAUAAUUGCUCUAAGGUGACUCAGAGGAGGGGGCCGUGAGAGGGGAAGUGUUACUUAAUCUAAUGAAAUUCCAUAGCAAAGGGACUUGAUCCUAUACGUAGGCCAUUCGUCCUCUGAAUGCAUCGACCCCAUUUUGGAAGAUUUCCAGAGUAAUCUUUUGGGAUAACCGCUUUAUGGCGGCGUGUGUGUGUGUUUGUGUGCGUGUUUAAAUUUUGUAUAAUAACUGGAGAUUGGUAAACGGUAA